AUGGCCGAAUCAAACAAGCGCAAACGCGCCAAAAAACUAGUCCGGGCCAUUGCCAAAGAGCAUGGCUAUCUGGAUGGCGAGUUUUUGCGACGUCUUGAUCCGGAGACACGCCGCGAAAUCGAGGAGGCUCUACUCGAGAAGGAUCAGAUGAUCGGCUCCAGUGUGAUCACACUUGCGAAGAAUUUGUACUCGAGCAAGGCUCGUUUUGUAUUCGAGCUCCUCCAGAACGCCGACGACAAUGAUUGCACGAAGGCAAAACAGGCUGGCUCUGUGCCAUUUGUAUCCUUUCGAGUUUUUCCAGGGAAAAUCGUCCUUGAAUGCAAUGAGGAUAGGUUCAGUUCCAAGAAUCUUACGGCGAUUUGUUCUGUGGGGAAGAGCUCCAAGAACAGCGCCCAAGGCUACAUAGGAGAAAAGGGCAUCGGCUUCAAGUCUGUCUUCAUGAAAGGGGACUCAGGAAUGGGUAUGAUAUCUCCAGUAUGGGAAGAUACCCUUGAAGAGCUGAAGCCGCCAUUGACGCGCAUCACCCUACAUCUUCACGAAGCUAGCGACGAAGCUGCGAGGAUCCGUGAAUCGAUUCGCUCUCAAUUCGAAGAGUUCCAAGCAAAGAUGCUCUUGUUCUUCAAGAACAUCCGAAAAAUCCAGGUUGAGUUCUGCGGCGGCGAAGGUCAACGAAAGUCUUUGGUGACUUACAGCAUCACUGAAUCGAAGGCAGGCCUUGCAACACUGACGAAGAUCAAGACAACGAACAAAAUAUCCAAAACGGAGACCAUUUACUUUCGGUUCAUGCGUCACGCCGCAAAGAACAUGGCGCGAAACGAGAAUAGGACUUAUUCAGAGUCUGAAGAGGCCACUCGAGCGUACUCGAAGUUCGAGGUUAUACUCGCGUUUCCCGUCUCAGAAACAUCAAUUCCUAUCAUCGAGCCCCAAGAGAUCUUUGCCUUCCUCCCCGUAAGGCCAGUCGGGUUCAACUUCCUUAUUCAAGCCGACUUUGUCACGGACGCAAGCAGGCAGGACAUUGUUAAGGACUCUCUUCGCAACGCAAACCUCUUGAAUGCUAUCGCUGAGGCGUUUGUCGCCGCGGCGUUGGGAAUCUGCGAACAUGGGCCCUUGCGUUUAGUAACCAAGAUCGAGAAAACUCUCCAGAAGGCGCCUGCUUUCUACGACCACAAAGGCUCUGGUGGAAGAUUGCUUAGCGAGCUAGUCCGAGUCACUCCUGACACGGUUGACGAAAAUGAACAGCCUCUGCUAGAUGACGGUGAACCAGCAGAGAUCAUUUCCCGGCGUUAUGAAGAUGCAGAUCUUGCUGUUCUAGAAUCAUAUGGGCUACAGCGCACCAAGUUCACUCACUUCUUGCGGUGGUUGAAUGCAGAUCUCGACGACGAAGAUACGUCGCGAAUUAUGUCUGGAAGCAUGACCAAACAUUGGCACGAGAAGAUGGCAAAAAAGCCGUUACAAGCUUUCACCAAACAAUACACUUCACACAUGGAGGAUAUCAAGGAGAUAGACCUCAUACCCCUCGAAGAUGGCACAUGGGUCUCCACAGACUCGGAGCCAGUCUAUUUUCCCCGCUUUGAGGACCUGGAAAUUCCUGUCGACAUUGGUAUUAAUCUUCUCUCACCGGCAGUGAAGAAUUCAAGUAGGCUUCGUCUUUUCGAAUUUCUGAGGGUGAAAGAUGCCACACUCAAAUUGGUGCAACAGGCUAUCGCAGAUCUAUACGAGGACGACGAAAGUCUGGAGGAACUUUCCUUGAAAGCUUCAAAACAGCACCUCGAGUUUCUGUACAUGACUGAUCACUUGAAAGGCGGAACUUGCGUCGUUGACCUUCCAGUUUUCGACUAUGACGGCAUUCUUCAGACUUGGACAACGGAUGAAUUGUACCUUGCGGACGACGACAUUUGCAAUCUUUGGGAAGUCUUCGAGGAGACUGACCCAGGUCCAAACCCCGGCGACGGUGCACCGGGCUACGGUGUCUCAUUUCUCGACGACCAUUACUUCAAUGACGAGCCAGCCACACCGAAAGGUCAAACAAAGUCGUGGAGUACUUGGCUUAUCAAAUAUGCGCACGUUCGAGAGUACGUGGAUUUUCGUCCAGAGGCAGGUACCCUCAGUCUGGAGUAUGACGCACAGUACAUUCAGAAACACAGACCAGAUAAGUUCAUGGAGUGUCUGCUCCAAUUAAACGGAGCUCAAGAUGAGGUCCUCUCAUCCGACACCAUCACUUGUCUCAGGGAAACGAAGGUACUUUGCCGAGGAAACCGCCAGAUUCCUCUAAAGAAAGCCUACUUCCCUGUAAAAAGACUUGAGAGACGCGUUGUACAGUUUCUUGAGGAAAACAUAUUCUUUCCCUGGAUUUGGGUCAAAGAAACCGAGGUUGUCGAGGAGAUUACGCCAAAGUGGAAACCAUUACUUUCAGAUCUCAACGUCGGCCGUCCUAACAGCGACCUCGAGUUUGCUCUCACUAUGCUCAAGUAUUCAAAAGAAGCCUUCUCGCCCUCUCUGAAUUCGACAAGUGUCGCUAGGUUAUUUGAAUUGUAUCAACACAUUCAGAUGCAGUACACAGAAAGCAAGAACCGAGUCGCCGCGGCGGAAAGUAUACGAUUCUGCGUCUUCGUUCCAGUUUCGAGUAAGAAAGUCUUAUGGGUGUCGCCAGACAAGUGUGUCUGGAAUGCUCCGCAACCCAUGGAGAGCAAGUUUGAUCUAGAACGGCUCUAUCAGCCCUGGCUCAGUGGCGACGAUGUGGACAGCUCUAUUCUCACGGCACAAUUCGAGAAUGAGGCACUGAUCUACUUUUAUUCAGUCGAUGAGGCAUCUUGGUUCGAUACGUCGGAAUGUGUAUGGUCUAGGGCGACCAAGUUGAGAGGGAAAGUGUCUGUCGCCGACGACUAUGAAGAUCUUGAAGAGUUUUUCGUCGAUUACCUAGGUGUCAAAGAAGUGGAUCUCUCGAUGGCCAUUGAGGAGUUGGAAGACGCAGCUUCCUCGGGAUCUGAAGCGGUAAUAACGGAAAUCAAGGAAUCGAUUUGGGUUGUCAACUCGCUACUCUCGUCGGUUUCAAUUCCUCCUAGCCCCAAGAGUCUAUCAAAGUCUCCGAUAUUCCCCGUCAGGUGUCCAGACGGGAAUGUUAAAACCGAAAGCGUAAGCACGGAGUUCUGCAUUAUCGAUCGGGAGCCGCUCGAGGCCUCAUUUAAGAGCAAGGUGAAGCUUCUUGACUUUACGUUGAAGGAGGUCGCUCAGCUGCGUCCCUUCAUCGAAUGGAUACGCCUGCAAGAUCGAUUCAUUUCACGCUGCGUCAAGGAAAUCACCUCUUUCGACUGCGGAACGUCCACGCCAACUCCAACGUUGAACCCAGAGCGGCAAAUUCGAAAUCGAGCACACGCUCUCCUCAGAGUCGCUGCGCACUUUGACAGCCCUCGUUGCCAAAGCAAAAAAGACACAGACUCGUUCUAUGAUAUCCUAUUAUCAGCACAAAUAUUUGAGACGGAUAGGAUCUCUUCAGACCUGCGCCUAGUUCAAGAUGGCACUCCCCAUGUGGUCAAGGGCAAAAAGACAACCCUGCACAUUGACGAAGAGAACUCGAGCUUGAAGGUCUACCUUCCUCGAGACAGAGAAGAUCAUAAGUACAUGUUUUCCAACGUCUUACCGCAAAAGCUUCUAGAAUGGAUGAUGAGACACCCGGUCACACACAUUUCCCAAGAUGUCACGAACGGCAGCUUAGAUGCGAUCAAAAACAUUAUGCUGGCGCCGCUAUCCUUGAUCACCAGAGCUCUCCAAGAUAGCGGUAUAGCUCAGAUUGAAGUUGCAAACCGCGACGAGGCCAUGGCAUCAGAAAUGGUGUUUUCGGAACCGACGGCCUCGAUUUCCCGUAGCGGAGACAACACCGGCUCGGUUUAUAAUGGACCACACCCAUCGAACUUCAGCCGACUAUAUUCCCUCGAUUCCACCAGCUCAGAGGACUUGAUCAACCGGGAGGUCUCGGUGACAGUCAUUUCUUCCUCGCAGCGGCGUUCCAACGCCUCGCCCCCUAGACUCGUCCAGCGUGUACUGCCGAUGCCUUCGCCUGGGGGAAUCCAGAAUGAUACCACCAACAACACCCGCUACGUUUCUCUCUUGGACAAUGUCAUUUCCGCAGGGCGUAGAAGACGGGUCAACGGGCUGCCAGUCUGUGGGACGUUCAACAUGAGCCAGCUGCAAGACAAUCUGCCAGCCUCUCGUGGAGACACAGAUUUUGGUUUACGCUCGGCGCCUCAGAUCGAAAGGGACUGCAAGAUUGGCGCAGCGGGUGAACUCUUCGUCUAUGAGCUCUUGUCCCAUUUGUAUGAGGACAACUCUCCUCUGCCGCAGCUGCCUGGCUUCUCAAGAAGCAGCUGGCAGAGCACUAUCCGCAAGUAUGUGACAGUACAUCCAGAGUAUGCAAAUAUGUCGCCAUGGAGUGGCCGAGAGACCUCGGAUAUUGUAUAUCAGGACACCAGCAACAGGUUGACGGCCCUCUUCAUCGACAAGGGCUACCUCCAGGAGCAACCGCGGGGCUCGAUUGGUGGUGGUCUCAAUUACUUCAUCGAGGUUAAGACAACUACCAUGGCGUGUGAGACACCAUUCUACAUGAGCAAAGCUCAGUAUCAAAGAAUGAGAGAUCAAGUCAUCACAGAAAACAGCGACACGGUCUACGUCAUCUUCAGAGUCUACAACCUCGGACAAGUAAACAUGGGUUACAAGGUGUACCUGGAUCCAGAGACAUUGAGAAGGUCUGAGCAGUUGAAGUUCACCGCCGAGACUUGGUCUGUUAUUCCGGGCUGAGGCUGCGUUGAAUGUCGGGGUACUUGACUUCAAUACCGGACGGACUCAAGAGAUUUCUCAAACUUGAGUUGAGUUGUUGGUCUAAGCAAAACGAGUUUGAC
Colletotrichum phormii is the source of this 4892-nucleotide messenger RNA. RefSeq lists its product as uncharacterized. The record is from RefSeq and is a predicted model, not a curated record. The transcript is spliced from 9 exons. NCBI's taxonomy places the organism in Eukaryota, Fungi, Ascomycota, Sordariomycetes, Glomerellales, Glomerellaceae. Bases 1 to 4791 code for a protein of 1596 amino acids.